Suillus paluster is the source of this 1533-nucleotide messenger RNA. Its product is annotated as MFS general substrate transporter. Bases 1 to 1533 code for a protein of 510 amino acids. Gene Ontology annotation, cellular component: membrane. The transcript is spliced from 9 exons. Gene Ontology annotation, biological process: transmembrane transport. The record is from RefSeq and is a predicted model, not a curated record. Gene Ontology annotation, molecular function: transmembrane transporter activity. Lineage: Eukaryota; Fungi; Basidiomycota; Agaricomycetes; Boletales; Suillaceae.
AUGUACUAUCGUGAACCAAGUCCCUCUGAGCGUGCCCCGCUCCUUCCAGAACAGCAGCAUGCAUUGCCACACAUUGGGCGCCAAAUCUCCCCAUUGACGCUUCUAAUUCCGCUAGUCAUUGCGACAAGAGUUGCUGCGACCCUUCCUUCAUCGACAUUCUUGGGAAUUGUUCAAUCAGUCGUUUGUCGGCUGUGGCUUACAGCAAAUACCAAAUUACCACCAGACGGACAGAUAUCUAAAGAACUAUGCGCAGUUCCAGAGGUGGAGAAAGCAUACACCACAGUCAUGUCAGCCUCGGCAAUCCUCAACGGGCUUGGAGCCAUAGUCGCAUGCAGCGGGAUUAGCUAUAUUAGCUCCAGGUUGGGAAGAAAACCGGUUAUCCUCGGCGUAGUUGCCUUUGAAUUUGUUGGACAUUCUCUUCUGGUCUGCUCCCAGUACCUGCCUGGAGGGCUAGGAGCAAGUACUCUGAUCGCCUCCGUCUUCGUGCGAACAUUGAGCCAUAUGGCGUUCAUUGUGAACGUCUAUACCGUUGAUAUCUCCAGCGCUAAUGACAGAACACCCAUGUUGAGUGCCAUCAAUGGAUGGGCUACGCUAGGCCAAGCAGUCUCAUUUACUAUUGGUGGUCUUAUUACUACCAAAACCAACGACCCGCUAAUCGUUUACUACAUCUCGAUCUCCAUCCUCGGGGUGAUAUUCGUCUAUGUCUCAGCUUUCCUCCCCGAAUCAUUUCCUGAAGAGAAACGGAAUGAACUGCGUCGCCGGCGCCUCGCUCAGCAGAAUAUAGAAGAAAGCGGUCGUCAAAAUUCAUCGAACCGCCUCAUAUCUACUAUGGCCGUUGCAUUCGAACCUUUGAAACAGCUGGUUCCUACCCGCAACGCGGAUGGCAGACGGAACUGGCGAGUUGUGUAUUGCGCGAUUCAUAUCAUCAUCGCGAAGGUUGCGGAACCGUAUGCAAUGGUAGCCCUUCUGUUGCUAUACACAACGAAGUACAGCUAUGACCCUGCCCAGACCGGAAUGCUGUUAACGACACGGAGCUUGAGCGCUGUGUUCUCUCUUACAUACAUGGUACCCUCGUUGGUUCGCGUAUUGCGUCCAAUUUAUGCCAAGAAGGUUGCCCUCCCCGCAGACCAACAGGGCACGGACCUUCUCGAUGUUCAUAUCGCCGUCGUCUCCUGGGUCGUCGAUGCUGUUGCAUAUAUCAUGGCGGCUGCGACGCCGACCCGCGUUUUACAUCUCAUAGCGGCGACCGGCAUUAGGUUUGGUGCAGCACAUAAUCCCAUCUUUCGAAGUCUUGUGGUGUCAUCGGUCGACCCCUUAACACAAGGAGAGGUUCUAGCUGCUAUGGAAAUCGUGUCAGGCAUCGGAGUCUUCCUAUCUCCUAUCGUCAUGGGCAGUAUUUUUACUGCCACAAUCUCGACGCACCCGAUGUUGGUAUUCUAUAUCCAUGCGGCAAUUGUGAUCGCAGCUGCAUCGCUACUCUUCCUCAUCAGAGAUUCCGACCGCCAUCAAAAGCCACCAUGUACACAAGAUUAG